Messenger RNA from Rotaria sp. Silwood2, 1425 nucleotides. The record is from the annotation of a GenBank genome assembly. Lineage: Eukaryota; Metazoa; Rotifera; Eurotatoria; Philodinida; Philodinidae.
AUGCCGGUGUUAACAUGUUCAAUUCCAUUAUUACUUGAUGAUUUAAUUGAAUUAUGUGUUGCUUAUCUUCGUGAUCAAUUACAUGCGUCUAAUUGUGUUGGAUUAUUAUUAUAUGGUAAACAAUAUCAAUGUCUUCCAUUAAUUGAAGCUGCUCAACAUUAUAUUCAUGAACAUUUUGAAGAUGUUGUACGUCAUGAAGAAUUUCUUUCACUUAAUUUUCCUGAUUUAUGUUCAUUAAUUAAAGAUGAUAAACUUAAAGUUAAAUGUGAAUCAAUUAUUUAUAAUGCAGCUAUGCAAUGGGUUCGUCAUGAUCCAUUAAAUCGACGUGCUGAACUUGUAGAAAUUUUGCCAUGUAUUCGUCUUCAAUUUCUUGAUCCAUCUUUUCUUCAAGGUGUUAUUAAUUGUGAUGAAUUUGCACCACCAGAUAUGCAACGUUGUCGAGAUUAUCUAGAAAAUGCAUAUGAAAAUUUAACAUCACAUCGUUAUUGUCGUUUACCACCACAUCGUGCACCAAUUAAACCACUUGUUAUUUAUUGUGCUGGUGGUUAUUUUAAUAAAUCAAUCAAUACAAUGGAAUGUUAUUUUUUAGAAACACAACAAUGGAAACGAUGUGCAGAUUUACAAGUCUCUAGAAGUGGAGUUGGAGUUGUUUCAGUUCAUAUGCGUGUGUAUGUUAUUGGUGGAAAAUGUAAUAUAAGAAAUGAAAAUCGAGAUUGUCGUGAUGUUGAACGUUAUGAUCCAUUUGUUAAUAAAUGGACAACAGUUGCUCCAAUGAUUUAUGCUCGAAAUCGUCUUGGUGUUGGUACAAUUGAUCAUUUUAUUUAUGCAGUUGGUGGUUCAUGUGGUCAACAAUUAUAUUCAAGUGUUGAACGAUAUUCAACAUCAUCAGAUUCAGAAACUUGGGUCGAAGUUGCUUCUAUGCAUGUACCACGUAUUGGCUUAGCCGUUUGUACACACAGUCGAUUAUUAUAUGCUAUUGGAGGUUUUGAUGGACAUCGACGAUUAGCUGAUGUUGAAUCUUAUAAUCCAGAUACGAAUAUAUGGAAACGUGAAAAAUCCCUUUCAGUUGGUCGAUCUGGUGCAGCAGCUGCUCCUCUCGCUGAAUGUAUAUAUGUUGUUGGUGGUUAUGCAUCUGAUAGUGUUGAAGGACCAAUGCAACUUGAUACUGUUGAACGAUAUGAUACAUUAACACAGCAAUGGUCAUUGGUACGACCAUUAAAUUGUCGUCGAUCAGCACUUAGUUGUGUUACACUUGAUAAACGUCUUUUUGCUUUAGGUGGUUAUGAUGGAAAACGUUUUUCAUCUGUUGUUGAAGUUUAUGAUCCUGAAAAAGAUGAAUGGACAUUUGGAACACCAUUAACAAAAGAACGCAGUGGGCAUGGAAGUGCACUUACAGUGGAACCAUCAUUAGAAAAUGAUGAAUAA